Molecule: messenger RNA, 2854 nt
Organism: Myxocyprinus asiaticus (Chinese sucker)
Lineage: Eukaryota; Metazoa; Chordata; Actinopteri; Cypriniformes; Catostomidae
Product: von Willebrand factor A domain-containing protein 5A-like
Exons: 21
Coding region: 202-2691 (829 amino acids)
Source: RefSeq, a predicted model, not a curated record
UCCGCCUCCUCCGGUAUUUAUGACUCAGCUCUGCAGUCAGCGCCCAAAAACAUUCCCGAAAUCAGCUCAGUCACACCCUUUCCAUAAACUCUCGUCUUCAUUUUUACUUGUUUACUGAAGUUUCUGCAGUCAAUCGCGGAGGAUUUAAAGAAGGAGAGAUUGUGUCCGAUUUACUUUCGCUUUGAACAAAGAACAGUCAGAAUGGUGAACUGCUGCGGUCUCGUGUCAGAGAAGAAUAUUCCAGUUCCUCUGAAGAACAUCGCAGUGGAUCUGCAGGUCCAGGAUCAUGUAGUUUCAGUCUCUUCCAGUCUGCAGUAUGUGAAUGAAGAAGAUUCUCCUCUGGAAGCCGUGUUUGUGUUCCCUCUGCCCGCUGAUGCUGCUGUCUGCCACUUCAGUGCCAAGAUCGGAGAGCAAGAGAUUGUGGCCGAGGUGCAAGACAGACAGAGCGCGAAGGAUCAGUAUGAUGAUGCUGUGAGUUCAGGUCAGCAGGCAUUUCUUUUGGAAGAGAGUGAAGAGAGUCAAAUACUGACUGACAGACAGACAGACAGACAGAGCGCGAAGGAUCAGUAUGAUGAUGCUGUGAGUUCAGGUCAGCAGGCGUUUCUUUUGGAAGAGAGUGAAGAGAGUUCUGAUGUUUUCAGACUGAGUGUCGGGUGUUUGUCACCGGGUCAGAACGCCACCAUCACCAUCAUCUAUGUGAUGGAGCUCGCUAUGCAGGCUGACCAUGCCCUGCGCUUCUGUCUGCCCGCUGUACUCAACCCACGAUACACACCAGCAGGUUCAGGUGGUGGAAUCGUUUCUGAGGUUUCAUCAGUAUCUGCCAUUCCGUACUCUCUCUCUCUCAGUGUCCAUGUGAGAUCUUCAAACCCAGUUUCCAAAAUCGAGUCCAAUUGCCGUCUGGAUCCCUUAGAGUUCCUGAACUCUGAUCACACUCAUGCAACGGUGAAUCUCAGUCUUGGUCACAUGUUUGAUAAAGAUGUUGAGCUGUUUGUGUACUACGAGAAUACCCAUCAGCCCACUGCAGUCGUGGAGGCAGGAGUGGCCACUGCACCGCCGGGUUCUUUGAUGGCCGAUCCAGUGCUCAUGAUCAGUUUGUACCCAGAGUUCCCUGAGGAAGUGAUGUCAUCAUUGGCAUCUCAAGGCGAGUUUAUUUUUGUGAUUGACAGGUCAGGCAGUAUGGACUGCAUGAUGCAUCAUGGGGAAGGGGCACAGGUGCGCAUAAAAAGUGCAAAGGACACACUGCUGUUACUGUUGAAGAGUCUGCCGAUGGGAUGCUACUUCAAUAUCUACGGAUUUGGCUCUCACUUUGAGUCCUUUUUCCCUCAGAGUGUUGUGUACAGUCAGGACACGAUGGAAGAGGCUGUGAAGAGAGUUCAGCAGAUGAGAGCAGACAUGGGUGGCACAGAGAUUUUACAGCCUCUGGAACACAUCUACAGUCAGCCCUGUUACCCCGAUCACCCCAGACAGUUGUUCAUCUUCACUGAUGGAGAAGUGUGCAACACUAAACAGGUGCUGGACCUGGUGAAAAGUAAUGUCUACUCUCACAGGUGUUUCUCAUUCGGGAUCGGUGAGGGUGCGAGUACCGCCCUCAUCUCAGGAAUGGCCAGAGAAGGUUCUGGUCACGCUCAGUUCAUCACAGGCACUGACCGUAUGCAACCCAAAGUGAUGCAGUCGCUCAGAUUUGCGCUGCAGCCUGCGGUCGAUAACAUCUCUGUGAACUGGACUCUUCCUGACGGCGUCACUGUCGACACACUGUCCCCACCCAUCUGUGUGCUCUUCCAGGGUCAAAGGGCAAUCAUUUACGCACAGCUGAAAGGACAGAGUUCUGGAAGCUGUGAGGGAGCAGUAAUGCUGAAAUACAACCUGAAAAAUCAACCAGUGACUAACCAGCUUAACUUCACCCUAAAGCCAACACAAGACACAGGAUUGGCCGUCCACCGGCUGGCGGUUCGCUCUGUGAUUGGCCGUCUGGAGCAGGAGGAACGAGCGGGAGGUGCAGAUGUGGAGGAGAUCAAGAGAAAGAUGGUGGAGCUCAGCAUUCAGGCAGGAGUGAGCUGCGUUCAUACGGCCUUCAUCGGCGUUAAUAAAAACAACAGACAGACUGUGACUGGACCGCUGCUGCAGAGGAGAGUCCCGACACAACGGCUCUUUGGGAUGUCUGCGAAGGGGUGUGUCCCUAUGAUGAUGAAGUGUGCCAAUAGGAGAAUGAUGCAACAUGCCCCUGUGAUGAUGUGCGACAUGGCGACUCCCAAAAUUGCAUAUUGUUCUGCAAAGCUAGGCGCUGCUGCCGCCCCACCGAUCGCUUUUUGCAGCGCGAUGGUUCAAUGUGAUGGUAUGUCACAGCUAGAAGAACCGGAACCCCAUCAGGACCCUUUGCUCCAGUUGAUCACUCUUCAGAAGGCUGCAGGUUUCUGGGAGCUUGAUGCCUCAUUGGCUCGUGUGAUUGGAAAGGCAGAAGAUCAGGUGACCAAUCAGAAACCAGAACAGGUGGAUGGGUCAGUUUGGGCCACAGUUCUGGCUCUGAUCUGGUUAAACGCAUUUAAAAAAGAUGAUCAGGUUGAAUGGCAGUUUAUGGCUAUGAAGGCAGUGUCAUGGAUUCACUUGCAGAAAGUGGGCACUCUCUCUCAGUGUGUGUGUGCUGGGAAUCUCCUGCUGGAUUGUCAAGUGUCUGAAGACAUGCUGGGAAUCUAAAUGCUCUUUCACAUCUCUCAAAUAAGCUUUCAAUGUUUUUCAUCAACAUUAACUACAUAUACUCAGUGCUUUUUUGCUGAUAUAGAGAAUCAGAAUUUAAAUGUAAUAACUGACAGAUUUAAUUAUCUUUGUAUCAGUGAUUAUUAAAACUGUCCUGAAUUCA